This is a messenger RNA of Miscanthus lutarioriparius, 1413 nucleotides long. NCBI's taxonomy places the organism in Eukaryota, Viridiplantae, Streptophyta, Magnoliopsida, Poales, Poaceae. The record is from the annotation of a GenBank genome assembly.
AUGAUGUGGGAUGGGAACAUGGGGUUCUUGUUGAUGCUAACAACAAGGACAAGAACACCGGAGGCUCUGGAGGCUAAAGAGAAGUGCAAGAAAGCACUAAAUGAUGCAAAAAGGAUGAGGGAGGAGAAGACUGUUCGUGAGCUAGAACUUAGAGAGGAAGUGAAUGUUUCUCAGGUUGGAGGUGGAGAGUUAGAGGAAAUCACUUGUAUUGGAAGUUCUAAGCUUCACAAAUUAGAACCCAUUGACAAAUGGACACGUGCUAUUGAUCCUAAAGCAACCAAAUCCGAAUCUUUGACUCAACAGAAGCUGAACAAGGAACUUUGGAAAGAAAGAACAUAUGAGGUGCAUAAAUAUAUUGCAAGAUGGGUCUAUACACAUGCAAUACCAUUCAAUGCAUGUGACAAUGAUGAGUUCAAGCAAAUGUGUGAAGCAAUUGGACAAUUUGGGGCUGGACUUGAACCUCCAACUCAGUAUGAUCUGCGAGAGAGAUUGUUGGAAGAAGAAUAUGCAAGAACCAAGAGUUUGCUGCAAGAACAUGAAGCCGAGAGGAUGAAGAAUGGGUGCUCUAUUAUGACUGAUGCUUGGUCAGAUAGGAAGAGGAGAAGCAUAAUGAACCUGUGCACUAAUUGUGCUGAUGGAACCAGUUUUAUCAGCUCAAAAGAGAUGUCAGAUGUGUCACACACAAGUGAAGUCAUCUUUGAACUAGUGGACAAAGCAAUUGAAGACAUUGGUCCAGAUAAUGUGGUGCAAGUAGUGACAGACAAUGCCUCUAACAACAUGGGAGCAAAGAAGCUAUUGCUUAAGAAGAGACCACAGAUAUUUUGGACCUCUUGUGCAACACACACAAUCAACUUGAUGCUCCAAGUAAUUGGUAACAUGGCUCGGUUCAAGAAGCCAUUGGUCAAAGUUCUCCGUUUAGUUGAUGGGGAUGUGAAGCCAUCCAUGGGUUUCGUUUAUGGAGAACUACUAAAGGCAAAGAGAGAGAUCAAAGAGGCCUUCGGCAAUAAUGAGUCCCGGUUCAAGGAGGUACACACUAAGAAGAAAAAUAGGCUUACUACAGCCCGCCUCAACAAAUUAGUCUAUAUUCAAUUCAACUCCAAGCUGAUUAAUAAGAAAGAAAAUAUCAAGUCAAAGAAGAUCAGUGAUGUUCUCUUGUCUAAUGAUACAACUGAAGCUCAAUGUUUUCUGCAUGAGAAUGGAGAUGAUUGUGCAUUAAUUGUCUAUAGAGAUGAGGAAGAUGAGAUGGAAGGUAUAGGGAUACCUUGGUCUGUUACUGGAGAUGCAGUGGGAGCAGAAGAACAACUUGAGCUGCGUAGAAGUGCAAGAGUGAGACAGCUUUAUGAAGGAGAAGAAUUUAACUACGAAGAAGAACAGUUUGAUGAAGAUGAGGAUGAUUAUGUGGAACUCUAUUGA